AUGGCGGCAUCUCAAACUAUAAGCACAUUGGAAACACUAACCCUAUCGUUCACACUGCCCCCCCCCAAACAUUCUCCUAUCGACUCAAACGAGCAGGUCAUUGGAAAGCGACAGAUCCUGUCAGCAACAUGGAACUUCGUGUCACAACAAUGCCUAGGGACUCUUCAGCAUACUGGAUCGGGGCCACAAUCCCAACUUGGACCCCAUCACGAUCGGAUAAAUAUGGCCAACUCUGGAAACACCAGAUUUGGAAAUCCUGAUCCUGUGAUUCCCACUUGUGAGACAUCAAAAGAGAAGUGCGGGAUUGACCUUCACAACGGGAGCUACACCAUCCCCCUACAAGUAACAGAUAUCCACUUCUGCAGUCUUUCCUAG
Opisthorchis viverrini is the source of this 375-nucleotide messenger RNA. RefSeq lists its product as hypothetical. The coding region runs from base 1 to 375 and encodes 124 amino acids. The record is from RefSeq and is a predicted model, not a curated record. The transcript has a single exon. Lineage: Eukaryota; Metazoa; Platyhelminthes; Trematoda; Opisthorchiida; Opisthorchiidae.